Molecule: messenger RNA, 204 nt
Organism: Brettanomyces nanus
Lineage: Eukaryota; Fungi; Ascomycota; Pichiomycetes; Pichiales; Pichiaceae
Exons: 1
Coding region: 1-204 (67 amino acids)
Biological process (GO): mitochondrial respiratory chain complex I assembly
Cellular component (GO): mitochondrion
Source: RefSeq, a predicted model, not a curated record
AUGUCUACUACAUCUGUGCUUAGAAAGAAGCCUGCUAAACAGGUCACCAAGCUUAUGAAUGCAACGCUGCAAUGCACAGAACUCUCUACUGCGUAUGGUAACUGUGUGAUGAAGAACUACCAAAAUAUGACUAAGGAUGCCUGCUUACAGGAGUUCAUGGCAUAUAAAAAGUGUGUGGUAAAGCAUCUUGGUAGAGGUUUUUAG